GUGUUCAAAUAAAAGAUUAACUUUUAAGCAAUAAAAUAUUAUUUAAUUAUUAGUUAUUACAGUCGUGAAAAAGUGUAGAGAUUUAAAAAGUUACAUAAAUAAAUUUGAGAAAGUGGUUUCUUGCGUUGAGGACUGGAGACUGGUUUCGUCGGUUUCUUGGGGGUAACAAUAUGGCGGAAGAAGAAAUUGAUCUCGAUAGUUGGGAAGAACAGGCUGAUAGCGGCGUAAGUAAACAAUUUAAAUACUGAAUUAGGUUUUUACAGUAGGGAAGUGCGAAAAUAAAUAUUUUUCCAGGAAAUAGCUCUAUAUGAAAUGUGUACUUCUAAACAUUUCAAUUAUCAGAUAGAUAGGCAAAAUAAUGAUCAAACUAUUUGUUAGCCCCCUAGCCCUAACUCCCGAGUUACCUGAUUAAAAUUGAAAGUAGACCGAACUCCAACUUAGUAACUAAGUAAAAUACUAAAUAAUUAAGACAUUAGAUAGUCCUUGGCCUAAUGAAUUUAGUAAGACUAUAUAGGAGAGUAGCAUAACUUUGUUCAACUGAAAAGAUUUGACUGGUGACAUCAGUAUCAUCAUCAGUCAGUCAUCUCUGGACAAAUCAUCAGUGAUGUCUUCUGCCUGUGUCAGUGUCAGCGUUAAGUGUGUAUAGUCAAAGACACUCAAAUAUUAUUUGCUCAGUUAGUGUAUGUGUUCAUAGUAGGUUAACGUCUUAGUAAGCCUAGACCUAAUUAAUUAGACUUACCUUUUUUUAUUUUAACAAAGAAGACACACAAAAUUAAGUCACUGACUGACUCACUGGAUUGUUUCAUCAUUCAUGAAUCAUAGAAUAUAAUUAUUAGGCACUUGGGUAUGGCCUGGAAACACCGGAAAAUCGAGUAUGGUAAUUUGGAUGUCAAAUGGUAACCUCCACUUAUUAAUUGGGAAGCAUUAUACGCAGUCGACUGCGUACAACCCUGAGGGUUAUUCCCAGCCGACUGCGUACAACUCUCAGGGUUAUACGCAGUCGGCUGGGAAUUUAGCCAAAUAAGGUUUAUUAUCGCUAGUUUGGCAAUUUAAAAAAAAGUGUUAUGCGUAAUUUAGCUGCAUUAUGGGUUGUUUUGAACUAUAACUUUUGAUGUGUUUACCGUAAAAUUUUAAUUGAAUUAAAUUUAAUUAAUAUUGAAUGAUAGUAAUAGAAUUAGUAUUAGUGCUAUUAUUAGUAUUAUUGCUUAUAUCUUAUAUAUUAUAAGUCUAAGUCAAAGUCUACAUUUCUUAGAGUCUAAGUCGUCUACAUUUCUUAGAGUCUAAGCCUAAGCCUUACUAAGAAGAUUAUUUUUUAAAAGGCAUUUCCAUGGUCUAAAAGUCUAGUUCUGUAUUCUGAUUGAUUAGGUUUUUAUAUGUUGCUAUGACUAUGUCAUGUGGUUGGUUUUACUGACUCAUUCAGGAAAUACAUUCUAUUUAUUUUUUUAAUUAUAUCAUUUAUGAUUUUUUUUUUGGUGACCUAAAUGUAACAGUUUUCGGCUUCCAUGCAAAACUAUAACUGUGUGGAAGUAUUACUUACAGUGCCCCCUCUACAGAACCCCCUGCCCCUACAGCUAUUUUUUACUGUUACUGUUACUCUCCACCCCUGAUUAUAAUUACUGUAGCAGAGAAACAUUAUUUUAUCUGCCACAAAAUUAGUUCACAACACAAAAUAUAUAUUUGAUAAUUAUAAGAAUAACAUUAUUAUCAUUACAUUGGUCAAGUGCAUGUUUUAACAUUUUUUAGCCAAAACAAAAUAAAACAAGCCUAGCUGUUUUUGCUUCAUUCUUGAGAACAAACAUAACAACAUAGUCAUUUAUGGCUGGCCUUUGGCUGGAAUUGAACACAAGUCCACCAACUUGAGGUUUGCUCAGUUUAUACCAUUCGACCACCCAGUCACCCUGAUGGCGUCGCACCUUUAUCGAUCGAUACUGUAACACAGGAAGAAUUAUAGACCUCACGUGACUUGCCGACUGAGUAUAACUCCCAGGGUUAUACGCAGUCGGCUGCGCAUAACCACUUCGUAUUAAUUUACAGAGGGUAUCUUUGUUUACCUUUUAUAGUCUAUUUUUACCAUACUAAUAAAUUCUACAUACUUAACAUACACCAUACACAUCUGACAUCUUGUUUUUUCUAUAGUCUAUAGAGAAUUCAUUCGAUUUUUUUUUUAGGUUGAAGCUUUGAAAAUUGAAGUAAAAAUAGGUUAACUUUACUGAUCAAUAACUUUAAAAAAAAAAAAACAACUGGUCAAAUAAUAAAAGGUUUUUUUAUUUUAUAUGUUUUUUUUCUAUAGUAUAUAGAGAAUUCAUUCGAUUUUUUUUUUAGGUGGAAGCUUUGAAAAUUGAAGUAAAAAUAGGUUAACUUUACUGAUCAAUAACUUUAAAAAAAAAAAAACAACUGGUCAAAUAAGAAAAGGUGUCUUUAGUUUAUAUGUCAUUUAUAACAUAUUCAAAAUUUAUGAGUGUAGACCUUAGGCUUAGGCUGGGAUCUGAAACGAAAAUCAAAGAGGUUAAUUUUUUAGGCUAUGUAAUUUGUCAUCAAGGCGACCAUGCUUGUCUACAUAUUAUUAUCUUUAGUGGCCGUGGGGUAGUUAAUAAUUCAUUAAAUAUUAAAUCAUUUUAAAGAAACAAAAAAAAUUUUAUAACCUAAAUAAUUAUUAUUGGUUUAUCAAACAGCAGUGGUUUUAAUUUUGGGGUUGGUUGCCAUGGACAUGAGAUUGAUAACCACUUGUCUUUGGCUUAGAUAGGCCCAUUAAAAGUAUAAUAAUAGUAAUAAUUCUAUACUGUACUGUACUAAAUGAUUUAAGGAUUGGGAUACAUAGCCUUUAUUAAAACUUAUAGAUAUAUGCUAAAAAAUUUUUAUUUACGGAUUUUAACCCCAAAAUCAUGCUCCCAAAGCACUUUAAUUCCAUUUAGAAGUUAGCUGUUAAGAUAGCUUAAUGUAUUACCCUUAAACAAAAAAUAAAUGGUUGACGUAAAUCAAUUUUUAAACUGAUUUCUUGUCUGUUUAAACCCCCCCCCCCCCCCCAUGAGCCCUAUCCCCCAUGCAUUUUUAUUACCGAUUUUACACUUUAACCCUUUGAACCCGCGAUCCCGCCUUAUCCCUCUGUGCAUUAAAAAUCCGCACCCCACCAGACCGAUAUUUCGGUCACCCAUACCUUACCAGUCCGUAUAUAAAAUGUGUUGUGAAUACUGAGUUCAGGGUUUAUCAUGUGACUUGCGAAAAGUCAUAGUAAUGGCUGCGCCCAUGAAUGCAUUAUUUUUGUUAUGUUUUAGUAGUGUUUUUCAAUGUAUAGCGGUGACGACAAUACAAUAAUUGCUAUUCUAAAGGACUUAAACUAGGGUAGUUUUAUGACAAUGUGAACGAUUCAAAGGAUUAUUAUUGUGUUUUGAAAAAGGAUUGAAAUAAAGCAAAUAGACAAUGAUAGUGAUGAUUGAUUGACUUCAACUUCUAGUGCUAUGAAUGUGUGCUAUGGGAAUAUAAGGAGCAAGUGCUGGUACCAAACUGUGGUAUCAGAAUAAUACAAGGGAAAGUUCUGUCAAUGUUCUAUAAAUAGAGAAACGUACUAAUAGUGUUUAACCUCUUAUAAAAUGUCAUGUCAAUCUUACCUCACCUUGCUGUGCACAACAGUUGAUAUUGCACUGUAAAAUAUAGUAACCAGUGUUUUAAAACCAAUAACCCAUUUGCCGAAUCUAAAAGCAGUAUGGACAUCUCUAGACAUUUUAGUGUUGCAUUAAUAGUUAUUGAACUCAUUGUUCUUCUGGUUUUUAAAUUCUGUUUCCAAUUUAUAAAAUAUUCUUACCCAUGUUCAGGGCAGGGGGUUGGCUUGACUGUAAAUGCAACCAAAUACCAAAUUUUUGAAAUUGCAUUGCUCAAAGAUACAGCGAUUAUGAUUAUGCAUGAAAUUAACAAUAUGAUUAAUGUGUAAGUAAUAAGCUGAAUGAGAGACAUAUUACAGCACCAGCCCAUUAUUUUUGUAAUCAUUGAUACUGAUCCAAGGCAACUAUAAAUCAUUGUCUUGAAGGUUAGUUGUGAAUUGGCCUCAUAUAUAAAACGGUCAGUUUUUACAUAUGCUCCAAAAUGAGAUUACAGUAGUUCAUUCUAUCCCUGUGGUACUACAGCCGCCCAUGUAGGGCUUUGGCCUGCCUCACCACAUCCUUUCACUCAGACCUAACUGAUGCUUUUCUUUUCCAUGUUUGGAUUCUCAUCUAAUGCAGAUCCCUUUCCACAUCAUUCAUCCAUCUAAGCCUAGGUCUGCCUUUGAGCCAUUCUGCACUCCUCUUCACUAAAUUUGAAUGAAUUACAACUAUGUUAACAGAGCUUAUUGGUUUGUUUUAAUAACAUUUUAAAAUGUGUCCUCCAGGUACUAGACAAAAGACUAGAAGAAAUGUCUAUUGAUAUACAAGCGAAAGAAAACGACAAAAGGAAACAGUAAGUAAUUUUUAUAGCAUGACUCUCUUUGCUGGGAUUUUUCUCAUUUGCAUGUAUGAAGUUACAAACAAAGCAGUUAAUUUAUGUUUCAAUAGCUUUGGUGUAUGAUUGAUAUUUGUCUUCUUUGCCUUGAUCUCUUUUUAUAAUUGGUAUUUUUUUCUUUCCACAGGGCUCAAAGUAUUCACUCAACUGCAAGCCCAUUACUUAUUGACGAUAGUGGGAAAACCCAGUACCAGCCUCAAGUUAGAAUUUUGCGUAGGGAACCCAAGACUCCGUCCAGUCCCCAAAAGAAUCAUAGGGAUAAUUCAGGGUAAUUUUUUUUACACUUUUAAAUGCUCGAGAAGAGUAAAUAGAUUAUUAUAUAGUUAUUAAGUGAUUAAAAAAUUUGUUAAAUGUUAUCACUUAACUUAAAAAACUCAAGUGAAAAGCUAAUAAUAUCCACAUAACUUUGAGAAAAUUAUUUACAUCUCUCAGGCUGACUAAUGUUACAGCGUCUUCAAAACACAGUAAGUCUUUACAGCAGCGAGAGGCGGAGUAUGCACAAGCCAGGCUUAGAAUAUUUGGCUCUCUUCCCCCAGAGGAAAAUGAUGAGAAUGACGAUGGCAAUGGUACAGACAGUUUUACAGCAAAAGAUGAUGAUUUGAAUAUAGAAAAACAAAGGUGAGAUCUGCUGUUAACUUUCAUAAGGAAUUUUUGGAUUAAAUGGGUCAUUUAAGUUGAAAUUAGUUGAAUUUUGAAUAUUUGCUUGUUGAACAAAAAGAGUAGAUCAACACAGAACUCAUUGUUUGGUUAUCACUUACAUAUUAAUUACUUUAAUUGUAACAACACUUGAUGUUUCUUAAGUAAUGAGAAUAAAAGUUGCAUUUAAGAAAUGUCACAGACAGUCUUACCAUCUGUCAACGAAAACCUAGAAUUUUGCAUUUUCAAUUCCCUUUGUCAGACAAGGAUUAAAAACUUUAAUGCUCUCUUUCUGCAGCUCUCCUCAAAUAAUUAAACCCGACCCUUCGUCGCCGAGGGUGUCUAUAGUGCGGCAACCAAAAGGGCCAGAUGGUACAAGUGGUUUUAAAAAAUCAGACCCAACCUAGUUAAGGUUCAGGCAUACCUUUUUUUAAAAUUUUAAAUAUGUAUAUUUGAUGUUUCUGUUUUAAAAUACCUGAAUCUAUUUAUAGCUUGCAUGACAGCAGAUGGGCAAUGUUUCUGAUGUCGCGCCACCUUCCCACCCCCUCUGUAUAUUUGGAAUCUGAUAUGACAAGUAUUGUGUUUGGUUGACUUUGUGCUAAAGAAAAAAAUAGCAUGGAUAUUAGAUGGCUACUGGAAGGCUUCACCAGAAUUGAUAAUUUCAUCUAUGUUUGUUACCCUGGUUAAAUGUUUUGUAAAUAAAGGAUCUUUUAGACCUCAACCUAUUUUUAAUAUUCUGAACCCCCUAUGAAUUGUUUGAAUAAGUUUUUCUUCCACUUAAAUUUAUAGAUUUAACAAUGCAUUUUAAUAUUGGAGAGAGAGAAAAAAAAGGACUUUUAAUUGAACUGACAUAGAAAGUAAACUUGUGGCUUAUUGUUAUAUAAAGUAAAAUCAAGGAAUAAAAAGAAUAAAAAUAAAAAAUUAUAUCAUAUCUUAAUCAUCAAUGACUCCCCUGAUCUUAUAAUCACAUUUUAUUGCAUUGCCUUCAAUGCUUUCUUGAGCUCACCAGAUCGGGGAGACCCUGUUGUAGAGGAAACUUGUCGUGGGAUGACAAUUUAUUUUCAUUUCGAGAUAUUUCCAUUAAAAGAAGAAAAAACUGCUUCUAAUUUCAUAUAGGUUCGUUAUACCCAUCAUAUUUUUUAUAUUUUAUUUUGAAUAUGUCAGGAUUGAAGAACCAAAUGUAUAAAAUAAAGAAUAAUUGUUUCCCCAACUGGUUAACAAUGUUAGAAAACAAAUUUUACUAUAAAUUUUUUAAAUUUAAAACUGGGAAUUUUUAAAUACUUUUAGUUGUGUUCAUUAUCAUGAUUUUUGUUAUCCUAAGCUGAAACUUUUGAUAUCUUUCAAACAAGUGUUAUAAUACAGCACAUGAGAUGGUCUGACGAUGUCUGUAUUAUUAUCUUGGAUCGUUUCAACACUUUAGACAAAGCUUCUUAAGGAUUCUCCCAUAAAUAUUCAUUUUAAGGAAUGAUGGAGAACAAAGACAGACGGUGUUAUUUAUUUAGAAAAAAUUAAAUAACUUUUAUAGCGCUCUUGAUUUUCGAGGAAGAAUUGUCCGGCUGUAGAUAUUUCCUGUGUGUUAUACUAAAAAAUUAACUAUUCAAUGCUGUCAAUCGGUAUAAUUCAGCCAGUCUGGUAACACUAAAAAGCAUUUUGAAAAUGUUAAUGCAUGUAUAAAAAUAUAUUUUUUUCCAUAAAUUUUCUUUUAAUUUCCGUAAAAUUUUCUCAUAAGGAAAAUACAAGCUAUGGUUACAUAUGCUUUGCUUUCAUUGGUUUUUUUUAAGGACUUCAUUCGUUUUUUAAAUAAUGUUUUCACUCUUGUCAUUUCCUAUUUUGAAAAUGUUGAAAGCCAAAAAUCUAACAUGUUUUUCUAUUAUGAGCCCAAUUUAUUAUAUUAUUCUGAUUGUAGAUCAAUAACUUCGAUAGUUAAAAAACAGGCUGACAAAGUCAGUUAUAUCUCUUGAUCCAAAUGUUGUCUUACAAAGUUAUUUACAACUACUUUAUAGUCAGGGACAACCCGGACGAAAGUAUUGUUGACAUGUCAUUGCAAUAAGAUGUGUGAACCUGUGCUGUGUUUUUUUAAGACUGUGCUGAGUAUCAUAAUUUUAUUUUUUGUUUUGAACAAGUGAAGAUAGGGAAAAUAUUUUUUUUAGAGGAUUAUUUAAAAAAAAAAAUGUAAUUCCUUUAGGCCUAUUUUAUUAAACCAUUGAAACCAGACAAUAGGGUGCAUCUUGAUUUAGAAAAAAAAAUGUGUUCCACAGCCAAAACUCUCCUGUUUAUCUGCUACAAAAGUUGGUGCAAGAAUAAAAGUCUGAACUAAAACGCAGUAAAAGUAUCAUGGCAGUCGACUUUAUUUUGGAUAGCUGUCCCAUCUCACACCUAAAUGCCAUCGCCUGUUUUCUGUCACACACCAUAAUGCAUUUCCCCAACAGUUUAUAGUCUCAUUAAUUGUAUCUGGGUCACAGUGAUACGGGUGAGUUUUAGUUGACAUGUUUUCUUAAUCUUCAUGCUGAGCCAUUUUGAAAGGAAAACAAAUUUUCUGUGAAUUGUUUAAUCCCAAUAACUAAUGUACCCUGUAGAUAAGAAAUGAACCCAGUAAUUGGUUCCCCUGCCAAGAAGAACUGAUCCAAAUCAUUCUUGUCCCUGCCAAGAAGAAUUGAUCCCAAUAAUUCAUGUCCCUGCAGACCAGUAAGUAUUUGGGUUCUUAAGAUGGCUAAUGAUAUUUACCAAUGAUUGUUAACUCGUUGCCUUCGUGGUUCAUAUAAAUUGGCUUUAGAAUCUAGUUUGUUCUAACCUCAGUCUAGAUGGUUCUUCCAGGAAUAUAUUAGGUCUUUAUUAUUUCGUUCUCUGUUUGGUCUUUUUCUAUGAAUCAUUUAUUCAAUGAAUGAAUUGUUUGCAAAAAUACUAGUAUUUUUUAGGGAAGAAGCACUUGCUGUGACCACUCCCUUUGCAAAUAAUACAAUACUGUGUUUUACAUUUUAUUUCCAUUGUAUUUUUUAUGGAUACCAAACUCAAAGCAAAUAAAUUAUUAGGAUUGAGGUUAUUGAUAAUUUUUCUGUUGACACCAAUUUUUUUGUUUUUUCAUGCACCGAAAUUUGACUUGGUCCAAACCAAGAAAAGACGCCCAUGUUGGCAAAAAAAAGUUGAAUGAUCUUUUCCCCAAAGAACUCCAAGUGCUCCAUAAAUGAUAUAAUGUUAUUGGCUUCUGCCUGUCUUUGCCAUAAUGUAGAUUCUUUUUUUUACUGACACCCUAGCGAACGACUUAAGGGCCUGAUCCUGUAGUGGCAGAACUCAUCUCAAGAGAAUCGUGAAUGAUUGGCUAACUUUGGCCUUUCUUUUGGCUCUUUUUUAAACUGUUGACCGUUACGUUCCCAGCAUCCUCUAUUUGACUCCCGUAUUGACCACAGAUCACCAGCCUUAACAGUCAUCAGCGAAGUUAUUUAUAUUAAAAAAUAUAUUAAAUGAUUAAAUAAUUUUCUUUUUGUAUAGUGUUAUAUGAGAAGUUAUUAGAUUGUUUGAUUACAUUGGUAUAAGUAUAAUUUUUGGUGCUCAUUGCCCUGUUCAAACAGUUAACAUUCAUGUUUUGAAAAAUUAUUCCCCCAUGUUAUAGCUCUCACCC
Lymnaea stagnalis (great pond snail) is the source of this 8722-nucleotide messenger RNA. Lineage: Eukaryota; Metazoa; Mollusca; Gastropoda; Lymnaeidae. The record is from the annotation of a GenBank genome assembly.